Messenger RNA from Caenorhabditis elegans, 1442 nucleotides. RefSeq lists its product as uncharacterized. The transcript has 4 exons. The record is from RefSeq and is marked reviewed. Lineage: Eukaryota; Metazoa; Nematoda; Chromadorea; Rhabditida; Rhabditidae. Bases 14 to 1261 code for a protein of 415 amino acids.
AACAUCUCUCGACAUGGAGCAAGAAUUCUUCUUCCCGCCACCGAAAAAAAGUGAUGGCCCAGUUGUGGCAUGUGUCGUUGAGAAAAAAGGCGACGGAACUCGGACAUCAAUGAGGCAAAACGAAAUUUACGCAUAUAGUGCGCAGAUAAGGACAGGAGAUGGCUGCAUGGUGAUGCCCAAGAUCCACUGGAACUCGUUCGAGCCGAGCGAUUGGGUUAGCUGUACGCUGGAAUAUGUCAAUAAAGCGAAUCAAAUCAAGGAAAAGGAAAUGCUUGAAAUCAGUAAAGUGCCUGCUGAGAACUUCGAUCGAUUUGGCAUGCCGCCUACAAGAUUUGAGAAUGGGAUUGUGCAGAUCAAAACCUUGUUCGUUGCUUGCCCAGAGUUUAUCAAAAACAGAGAGACUCGCAACGCGUAUGGAUCAUACAAGAAGCUCUUCAUUUUGAACAUUGGCUUGGGUUUUGCAAGUUCAGAAAUCAAUCUAUUUUUCAAUAUAAUAAUCUUGCAGGUUAGCACAAGACGGACCGCUGACGGCAACUUGGCGGAAAAAGUCAAAAAUGGAGAUGUCUACACUGGAAUUUUUGAGUUUCGUGCAAAGGACAACGGCGCGAUCAACUUCAACCAUCGUGGUCGAGUAAGAGAUGAAACAAAUCAUGUCAUCGAGCGCGAUGCGAUGUGGGAGUUGACGAAGACGAGCUCAGUGGCUGCGACUGACGUACAAAAGAAGCAAAUGAAAGAGGCCAUAGAACAGCUGCGGAAGGAUGCCGAGCAGUUUGAGAGAGAAUUCAAAGACUCCCAAAGCCGUCCAGUUGCACCGAUGCUGCCGCCUAAUGAAAUCUCAGAAAAUCGAAAAGAAAUCAACUUGGGACUGGCUCUUCCGUCAAGGCACUCUCAGCCUUCUAUUCGCACGGUUGAUGUUGUAACGACUACUCCUGCGCAAAUGAUGCCAACUGCCUCAUCGUUCAGGAUUCCUUUCGCCCAAGUCUCAAAAGCGCCUGUUGUUGCUCCCUCUUCGCAACUUCAGCAGCAGCAGCAGCAACCAUGUAGCUCAAACCAGACUGCUCGCAUUGGGAACUUUUUGGAAAGGGAUCAAGUUCGUGGUAAUUUGCUUGGAGUUCCGCUGUCGUCAUCGACUCCACGAGGAAGCCCCGAAUUAUUACGCCGCCGAGAAGUGACGGCUGAUGAUGGAAACAUCACUUCGAACACUGCUGUCAUGUUGAGAGAUAACAACGCCAAUCCGAUGAAUCGAAGACGUCCAAGUUAGGAUCCAGGCAGCUACAAACUAUGAGAACAAUGCGACCAUUACACACGUACCAUGUAUUAGUAUUAAAAUGUUUUUGUUUUUAAUAUCACCGACCUGUUGCUUUUUAUUCACAUUUUCCACAGUAUUUCAAACAUGUUUAAAUAACAUUCAAGUGCGAAAAUAUAAAGUGUUUUAUUAUUAU